CUGUUGCCAACGAUUCAAAACAAUCAUCUCUAAGAUGGGUUACUUCAAUAGUGCCAUAUAGAAUAAAUAGUUGCAAAUAGAUCUUCUAUGAGUUACCCACCUACUUAUUAUAAGCGAUUAAUUAUUAUGUAAGUAUCUAACUGAAGAAAUCCAUCCAUCUAUCACAUUUAUAGUCUAUAUAGAGUCUAGAUUUUACCAAAAAUGUGUGAUAGGUAGGUACCAAGAAAACGGACCUUAACGGUAAAAAGACAAAAACGGUCAAAAUAAAGAAGGCUUACACCGCCUCUAAAAUCUGAUACUGCGUUCAUGCCGUUCAAUAAAAGAAAAUAAAUAAAAUAAUUCAACACUUCGAUAAAUGUGCUGUCGAUUAAUCAUAAUGUUAUUCAUACUACGUAUCUAAUGACCACCAUCGAACAAUCGUUUUCCUUCGUACAUAAUAAUAUAGGCACAUAUAGUACAUACGUAUAUUCAUUCACAUUCAGUUGGAUUUAUCAGCCGUUAAACGACGUCGAAGUAAUGUGAAUAAACACAAUAACAAACAUGCACAUACAAAAUGGCAAGACGAUUAAAAUUACAAUGUAUAAUAAUAUGUGUUAUAGUUACAUGGCAGUUACGUGUGCCGAGUGCUUUUUAUAUGUUUUUAUUAUUAUAGUGACGUUACACGCCGUGACUACAGCUACAGAAUGUCAGACUGACUCAUAUUCCAAACAUCCCUCUCGACGGGGAAACGACGAUAGGCGUAGUAAUAUACCACAGUAAAGUGUCUUUUCUCGGAUAAGUUUAUUGUUUUACACAUAAUUCGUAUUAUACAAUUAAGUUGCGUAUAACGCAAUAUAAAUAUUUAAAAAAUACUUCAAUUAUUCCGUAAGUAUUGCACGACAGAGAAUAACUCGUGAACAUACGGAGUGUCAACCGCAAGCAGGUCCAAUAUACCUUUUCUUUCGUAGGUUUUUGUUUCUUGUCGUUCAUUCAUAUCCAAAAUUCUGUUGUAUUUACGCAUUUUCGGCUCACAACACUUCUUUCCGAUCCGAACCCUUCCGUUCCGCCUUCUAUAGGUACCGACCAUGCAGGAAGAUUCGUCUGAUUCGAACGGCGAGGGCGGUGCACUGACCGCUAAUGAAUACGCAUCCAACACGACCAAGCGACAGGUGUAUUUGGAAUUCUCAGAGUUCAGUCCGGCGCAGAUUCGAAAGAUCGAAGACAUUUUUAACCAAUAUGAUGCAAACAAAGAUGGAUAUCUGUGUCGGAAUGAAUUGAAACGAAUGAUGAUCAAACGUCGAGUUCCGUGGACUGAAAACUCAUUGAGUCAACUAAUUGAUGAUGUGGACAAAGACAAGGAUGGAAAAUUGACUUUUAGAGAAACUUUGGAGUACUGUCAACGUGCAUUGGCCAAACAAGAAAAAGUAGACUUUAACAAAGUUGGUAUUAAAGGUGUAAGAGACUUCUUCGAGGCAAAGGCUAAAUAUUUCAAAUAGGCAGAGCAGCAGUUUUUGAAAAAUGUAUUUAAA
This is a messenger RNA of Acyrthosiphon pisum (pea aphid), 1508 nucleotides long. Its product is annotated as EF-hand domain-containing protein D2-like. NCBI's taxonomy places the organism in Eukaryota, Metazoa, Arthropoda, Insecta, Hemiptera, Aphididae. The record is from RefSeq and is a predicted model, not a curated record. Gene Ontology annotation, molecular function: calcium ion binding. The transcript is spliced from 4 exons. Bases 1065 to 1475 code for a protein of 136 amino acids.